Molecule: messenger RNA, 549 nt
Organism: Penicillium nucicola
Lineage: Eukaryota; Fungi; Ascomycota; Eurotiomycetes; Eurotiales; Aspergillaceae
Exons: 2
Coding region: 1-549 (182 amino acids)
Source: RefSeq, a predicted model, not a curated record
AUGGAACAAUAUCCUGCCCACUGGAAGAGCACUCUCAUGGGAGUGGAGUUCUGGAAAGACGCCGCCAUUUACGAAGAAGAGGUUGCGAAGAAGCGUCAGCAAGCCCUAACUCCGAACCUGCUCAAUCAGUCCCCCGUCAACAUGGCCUCAGGACAAGCGGGCACAGAGCAAGCGGAUACAGAGAAAGCUCCUCAUCUUCAAGACAUCCCCAAGAGACGUCGCCGUCUUAGUACGGCGGAUCUUCCUACAAUUUCUAGUCUCCGACGUCAUCCCAGCGUGAGGAAUACCACUGCGCGUAUCAAAGGACUAGCCCAUCAUGUUCGAACUCGUUCCUUCAGUGCUGCGACCAAUCUGGAUCGGAAACUGUCCAUCGAUACUACUUCCAAGGUCUUCGAUGGUCCCAAGAGCACCACCGUUCAUGCUACUGAGAUCUUGUCUCCCCCUCCGAUUACUCCUCUCGGCUCACCUACCACUUCGGAUCUGGCUACGCCUGUCAAACCGAUUCUGCUAUUCCGCGGUGGUACAUCUUGGGGGAGCUCCCUCGACUGA